GGUCUCCGUCCUGGUGGGCGGUGGGCGCUGAGGUCGCGGUGCCCUCGCCGCACCAUGGGGCGCCUGGGCGGCGGCGGCGGCGGCGGCCUGACUUGCGUCAAGUACCUGCUGCUCGCCUUCAACCUGCUCUUCUGGUUGGCAGGAUCUGCUGUUAUUGCCUUCGGCCUGUGGCUUCGGUUUGGUGGUGUGGUAAAGGACUUAUCUUCAGGAGACAAAUCCCCAGAAUAUUUCUAUAUGGGACUGUACGUGCUGGUUGGAGCCGGGACCCUGAUGAUGACGGUGGGACUCUUCGGCUGCUGUGGAGCUGUCCGGGAAUCCCAGUGCCUGCUCGGAUCGUUUUUCACCUGCCUUCUGGUGAUAUUUGCUGCUGAAGUAACUAUUGGAGUAUUUGCAUUUCUAGGGAAAGGGAUGGCUAUUCAUGAAGUUCAGGCUAUGUAUGAAGAAGCAUAUAAUGAGUACCUGAAAGAUGAGGGAAAAGGAAACCAGACUCUCAUUGCCUUCCACUCCUCUCUUCAGUGCUGUGGUAAGGGAAGUCCUGAGCAUGUACAACCCACAUGUCCAAAGGAACUCCAAAGGCAUAAAAAUUGCCUAGUUGAAAUUCACAGUGUAAUCGAUGCUAAGCUUCAGCUGGUUGGAAUUGUGGGAAUUGGAAUUGCCAGUGUCACGAUCUUUGGAAUGAUAUCAAGUAUGGUGCUUUGUUGUGCAAUCCGCAGCUCCAGAGACACAAUGUAGCACUUUCCUGCAUGAAUACUACAUACCAGAACCUUCAUACUGAAUGCCACAAAGCAAUGUCUUCAUUCCUGGUUUUAAUAAUUGAAAGACACGUAAGGUCUAAAAAGAACUUGGUUUUAACUGUAUAUUUGCACAUUUAAUAUAAGUGUAACUGAUAUUCUGUUUGCAGUGUGGGUGAGUAUAUAAUGUGUACCAGUGAGCUCUCAUUUUUUUAAUGGUAUUUGUUAAGCGCUUAUUAUGUGCCAGGCACUGUACUGAGCAUUUUUCACAUGUACACUUUGUGUUUGGUGCAUGCAGUAUGCUUCUUGAAACUCUGUUAAGGUUGAAGUCCUGUUAUUAUUGUCAUAUAGGGAUAAAGGACUAUUUUUUUAAAAAGGGCUUUAAUCAGCUUUUAAAACUUGAUACUCAAAAGAAGUGAGGAAAGAAACUUAGUGAGUCAGUUGAUAUGAAUCUGAGCAGAGCAGACUGCCCGGUGAGUACAAUAAACUUCCAAAGUUGAGAGCUUUAUUUGAUUAAUCAGUAGUAAACAUGGCACCAUGGAAGGUGGAUUUCCCCAAGUUUAUUUCAGAUUUGGUUCCAUGCCAGUAUCACAUUUUAAAAGCAAAAAAGCUCUAAAAAUACUAUUAAAAUGGCAUUUGAAUUUGAAUGUCAUCAUUUCCUCAAGUUACAGAAGAACUUUAAGUAGUGGCCUUUUCAGAUGAAUCUGGGCCUUUGUGAGGCUAAAGAUAUGUGACAUGUUUUUUUUAAGGGAAAGACCCUUGUUCUUAUAAGGAUGCAUGUAUAAAUAGCACUUCAGUAGUUUUCUUUUCUAACUGUUUGCUUCUAUUGCGACUACCACCGUUUUUAAAUGAUUUUUAUACCAAAUUUCUAACUCUGUUGUUUGGGUUAAGGCAAGAAUUUCAAGCAAGAAAGCUGGCAUGUACAAACUGUAAGAGAACUGAUGCGCUGGGCCUUUGGGGGUCACCUUUGGAGUGUGUGUGUGUGGUUUUUUUUAAUAGUACUGUUUUUGUAAAAUACCUCACAGCUUGAGUUUACAUAUUUUUCAUAAUUACUUUUGUAUUUUUCUUAUUUAUUCAGUCAGUGAACUUUUCUCUUUAAUGAACUAAAUAGUCCAAAAGGUUUCCCCCAGUCCACUGGAAAUAAAAAUCAAAGGUUUGAAACUUG
Molecule: messenger RNA, 1896 nt
Organism: Tachyglossus aculeatus (Australian echidna)
Lineage: Eukaryota; Metazoa; Chordata; Mammalia; Monotremata; Tachyglossidae
Gene: TSPAN2
Product: tetraspanin 2
Exons: 8
Coding region: 55-732 (225 amino acids)
Cellular component (GO): membrane
Source: RefSeq, a predicted model, not a curated record